AUGGCCUUGACGGAACAGACAGCCCCGCCCCAGGCUUGGGGUCGCUGGCAGCAGCAGCCCGCCGGCCAUGACUACGCGAUGAUGGAUAACACAGCCUUUGUGCAGUACGACUCAAGAGCGGCUACUUCUGCUCCCAUCAACGGUACUAUCAUGGCGCCUCAGUACAUGGUUGGCUCUCACUACGGCGUCGCGUCUAUGCCGGCAAUGGGUCACCACUGCCCGACUCAGAACCACUUCGCGUAUGCUCAGUACGAUUCCCCUCCGGCCAACAUGAACAUUCCCUUCAGACUGCCGGCUCAACAAGAACGACCGAUCAUGCCCGUGGCAGCUCCGGAGCAUGAGGUCCCUCGCGCCAGCUCCUAUCCCCAGGAGUCGCCUUCGGGACAGAACGACCGACACCGCAGCCCAUCCACCCGAAGCGAGACGAAGAUGAGCAACCCAAAGACACCCCACCCCCUCAACACCAAGGAAAUCAAGUUCAACAAGCCCACGAGCGCGGACCCGGUGAACUUCACCACUGCUAUCGACACUCUCAUGAAGGCGAUCCAGAAGAGGCACGACACUGAGGAUAUUGUCAAGGGCGUCCCAGAGACCGAACAGGUUGUCAAGCCGGAGCCUAGAUCUCCCAAGCCCGAGCCGACCCCGGCUGCGUCGGCCCCUACACCCUCGACAACGACGGACUCGCUGGAUGCUCCCAAGACCAAGCGAUAUGUCUGUGAUAUUGAUGGCUGCGGCAAAAGCUUUUACCAAAGCACUCACUUGGACACUCACAAACGCGCCCAUACCGGUGAAAAGCCAUACACUCACAUGCGUCGCCACACUGGCGAGAAGCCCUUCCGCUGCGAACAAUGCAGCAAAGUAUUCGCGCAGCGUGGCAACCUCCAGACGCACAUGGCCACGCACACCAAUGCAAAGCCAUUCGUUUGCAAGCUCGAUUCAUGCAACAAGAUGUUCACCCAACGAGGCAACCUCAAGUACCAUGAGAAGACCCUCAUGGAAAUGACUGACUGGAUUGUCUCCAUCUCCGAUAUCGACGGGUUGUCUGAUGACCAGCGGGAGAUGUACUGGUACUUUGCCAACCUGUACAAGAACAGCAACAAGGGCAUCAAGGGUCGUGGCAAGGACCGCAGAGUCAGCAACCGUGUCUCGAAAUCCAGGACUACUCCAUCGUCUUAUCCGGUUAAGCGCGUUCCCAACCCCGCGAGCCUCGCAGCAUACAGCUCGAAGAGAUUGCCUCCCCCAGAACAAUACAUGCAACAUCACCAGCACGGCUACGAGAUUUACGACACGGACGUGGACCAGUCCUCGAGCGCAAGCAGCCCCAGAUACGACGGCAUUCCUUCUGCCUACCGAGACCGCAUGUACCACCAGUCCAGCCAUGCUAUCUACUAG
This is a messenger RNA of Colletotrichum fioriniae, 1392 nucleotides long. The record is from RefSeq and is a predicted model, not a curated record. NCBI's taxonomy places the organism in Eukaryota, Fungi, Ascomycota, Sordariomycetes, Glomerellales, Glomerellaceae.